AUGCCUGUGACUCGCGCCGCUGCUUCGCGGAAACUUGCCAUUCGUUCUCCUGCCAGAUCAUCAGUUUCCGUUCGAGCUGCUGCAGCUGCUCCCACGCAUUUCCUCCAUAUUGACGACUUCGAUAAGGAUACUAUCCUCCACAUCCUCAACCGCGCCAAAGAAGUGAAAGCGAUCAUCAAGUCUGGCGAUCGCUCCUACCAGCCCCUUAAGGGUCACACCAUGUCGAUGAUAUUCACGAAGCCCUCCAUGCGCACGCGUGUGAGCUUCGAGUCGGGCUUCUUCCUGCUGGGCGGCCACGCGCUCUACCUGGGCCCCGACACCAUCCAGCUGGGCAAGCGCGAGGAGACGCGGGACAUCAGCCGCGUCAUCAGCGGGUACAAUGAUAUCAUCAUGGCCCGGCUGUUUGCCCACCAGGACAUCAUCGACCUGGCCAAGUACUCAAGCAUCCCCGUGGUGAAUGGGCUGACGGACUACAACCACCCGUGCCAGAUCAUGGCGGAUGCCCUCACCAUCAUCGAACACCUGGGGCAGAUCGAAGGCAUGAAGGUGGCCUAUGUGGGCGAUGGCAACAACAUAGUGCACAGCUGGCUGCGCCUGGCAGCAGUGAUCCCCAUGCACUUCGUGUGCGUCUGCCCCAAGGGCUUCGAGCCCGAUGCCGCCACCGUGGAGCGAGCGAGAGCAGCAGGGAUCAGCACGAUCGAGAUCACGAAUGACCCGGUGGAGGGGGUGAAGGGGAGUAACGUGGUGUACACAGACGUGUGGGCGAGCAUGGGGUAUAAGGAGGAGGCUGAGACGCGGAAAAAGACCUUUCAGGGCUUCCAGGUGGAUGAAGCGAUGAUGGCGCGCGCCGGCAAGGACUGUUUGUUUAUGCACUGCCUACCAGCGGAGAGGGGGGUGGAGGUGUCAGACGGGGUUAUGGAGGCUCCUUACUCCAUUGUUUUCCCUCAAGCUGAAAACCGCAUGCAUGCGCAAAAUGCCAUCAUGCUGCACUGCCUGGGGAACGUUGCCUUUCCUCCCUUCCCGCGUCGUCUGUUUUCCGAUCCGCCCGUCCCAAGCAAAUCGUCGCGACCAAAUCGUCUUCCCCGGAUCUUCUCACUUGAAUCUCUCUCCCCACCGAAUUUCUCUCAAAUCUCCUCUCACCGAAUUUCUCUCGAAUCUCUUCUCCCGGCGGUCGGCGCGAUGGUGCUCGGGCAGCUUCAGGCGAAGUACCAGGAGAUCGAAGGGCGCGCCAAGGCGUGGGUCGCGCGCCAGCCGCCGCCCGUGGAGGUGGCGAUCGUGGCGGCGGCGAGCGCGCUGCAGGGCGGCGCGAUCGGCGCGAUGAUGGGCAGCCUGACCUCGGAGGCGGCCGGCAGCAUGCCGUCGCCGGCCACCAUGCCGGGAAUGACGCCGGAAGCCGCGGCGUCGAUGAAGCAAAUGCAGGCGCUCACAGGGGGGCCGUGGACGCAGGCGCGAAACUUCGCGGUGAUGACGGGCGUGAACGCGGGCAUCACGGCCGCCAUGAAGCGCGCCCGCGGCGGCGUCGAGGACCUGCAGACGAGUGCGGUGGCGGCCUUCGGGUCAGGGAUAGCGUUUUCGGUGGUGAGCGGGGUGGGCGGGCCGGCAGGCAACGCGGUGCUGAAUGCUCUCUCCACGGGCGUCGGCUUUGCCAUCUUCCAAGGGGCCUUCUUCCAGCUGGGCAAGGCAUUCUCAGGCGAGGGCGACGCAGUGCCGUCAGAGUACGUGGAGUCGAAGGCAAUGCUGCAGGAGCUGGGGCUGGGCAAGUACGAGAAGAACUUCAAAAAGGGGCUCCUCACUGACCGCACGCUGCCGCUCCUGAAUGACAGUGCACUGCAGGAGGUCAAGAUCCCUCCCGGCCCUCGCUUGAUCAUUCUCAACCACAUUCAAAGAGCUCAAAGGUGCUAUGGACAAGCACCCUCCAGUGCCAAGCUCAGCAGCAGCAGCAGUGGACCAAUCGGGAUAGGCCACCUGGGGGGUCACCUGGGGGACAGCAGCAGUAGCAGCAGCAGCACUGGUGGUGAAAGCGGAGCUAUGGUCGCGUCAUUCUAA
Molecule: messenger RNA, 2046 nt
Organism: Closterium sp. NIES-65
Lineage: Eukaryota; Viridiplantae; Streptophyta; Zygnematophyceae; Desmidiales; Closteriaceae
Source: the annotation of a GenBank genome assembly